AAACUCGCCGGGGCAUACCGAACCAGUGAAGCGGUCUGGACCAUACUCAAAAGUCUCAGUCCAUGGCAUGUAAUGAAAAGUCCCAUUGACCGGUUAGUUGGAGCAAAUAAAUGCCUGAAGCAUCGCUUUCGUCUCCUACAAACCACGCCCAUCUCUUGCACUGCUCCAUUAUCUUCUUUCUCUUGCCUUCUGGUUAGAGAAAGAGAACAAACGGUUACUCACACAGACUCAUAGCAAAAUGAUACCGCAGCAGUGGGCGUCGCCUUGCGGAAACCAGUGCACGAGCAAGUACGCAAUGCUCACGCAGAUCCCAUGGCGAGUAUUCUGCAAAAAGGGGUGUGAUGCUGAUGGAGAAACAUGGGAAGAAUGCUUGGAGCAGUGCAAUGAGAUAUGCUAUAAGGACCCUGUAUUGAAGGACCACCAGUGGAGUGCUUACAUUGACCGUUCUCCUGGAGCUUCGGGCUACUCAGAGGAAUGUUUCCAUGCUUGUGUAUCUGGCUGUGGUUACAAGUUUGAUAUUCUCUCAGAGACAGUUGACAAAGUUCGUCCGAACAGGCCACCUAAGCCUCCCCCGACCCCAAAGCCGACCCAAAAACCUGUUGAUCCCAGUGUGACUGUUGAAGACGUACCUUGCACUUCAGCAUAGUGAGAGACAAAACGUAGAUUACUGACAAAAGUAUACACUAACGACGCGUUAGUUCCAUCAUAGACCCUUUUUUGUUGACAGAAGGUCAUGUUUUUUAUCCAUCUUUUGUCCUUCGUUGGGUUCUACGAGUUUAAACUCACAUAGCAGCUAAGUACUCUUUCCUUUUCAUUUUCUGAUAGCAUGCCUUGGUGUACUUUUUUGGUUCCUGUUCAAUGUCGAUGAGGACAGAGAAGUCAGUGACACAUUUUUUUGCGAGUUUCAUAUUAUGGAACUUCAGAAUGUAUCUCCUUUAACUUCAAUAAGAAAGUAUACAGAGUUUAGCCAAAGUUUGAAGCUUUUUCUUUGGUAAGUUAAUGCAUUUUGCACAAUAGACAUUGCACUCUUAUUGCUCACAGG
Messenger RNA from Corylus avellana, 1042 nucleotides. Its product is annotated as defensin-like protein. The record is from RefSeq and is a predicted model, not a curated record. NCBI's taxonomy places the organism in Eukaryota, Viridiplantae, Streptophyta, Magnoliopsida, Fagales, Betulaceae.